Molecule: messenger RNA, 754 nt
Organism: Pistacia vera
Lineage: Eukaryota; Viridiplantae; Streptophyta; Magnoliopsida; Sapindales; Anacardiaceae
Product: acyl-acyl carrier protein thioesterase ATL3, chloroplastic-like
Exons: 5
Coding region: 77-502 (141 amino acids)
Cellular component (GO): chloroplast
Molecular function (GO): fatty acyl-[ACP] hydrolase activity
Source: RefSeq, a predicted model, not a curated record
UUUCCGAUCACUCGCCACUGUGACCGCGGCCAAGUCCACUCCCUCUGCAUUUCUUGACCUCAAAGCUGGCAAAGGAAUGAGUGAGUUUCAUGAUAUUGAGCUCAAAGUCCGGGAUUAUGAAUUGGAUCAAUAUGGAGUUGUGAAUAAUGCUGUCUAUGCAAGUUAUUGUCAACAUGGUCGUCAUGAGCUUUUGGAAAGGAUUGGUAUCGAUUGUGAUGCAGUUGCCCGCACUGGUGAUGCAUUGGCCCUAUCAGAGUUGUCACUCAAAUUCCUUUCACCUCUAAGAAGUGGAGAUAAGUUUGUUGUGAAGGUGAGGAUCUCUGGCUCAUCGGCUGCUCGCUUAUACUUUGAGCACUUCAUUUUUAAGCUGCCAAAUGAAGAGCCUAUUUUGGAGGCAAAGGCCACAGCAGUUUGGCUUGACAAACAUUAUCGCCCUGUCCGUAUUCCACCUGAGAUGAGAUCUAAAUUUGUUCAGUUUCUUCGCCAUGAAGAUUCUAAUUGAUUUAAUUGCAAAAAGAACUUUUUAAACAAAAUUCUUGCCUAUAUACCCGCUGGAACCGAUAGUACAUUUCCCUCACAAUAUACCUUUUUCAGCUUCGUAUAAAAACCUGGACUCUACAAAACUAAUCAUACUUGCUUAGCAAUAUCUGACAACUUUCUUGGGAUAAAAGAAAAAAGGGUGGCGGAGGAAAUGAUCGGCCAUGAUUUGAGGAUUUUAAAAGAUUGAUUCUUUAACCUUAUACUUGUUUGUGUA